CAGCACCAGGAAGUGGCGGCAGGGCUGCGGCGGGAGCGGAGCGGGGCCGGCGGGACCCCCGCGGCGGGAGCGGAGCGGUGAGCGGGGCCGGGAGAGCGGUGAGCAUGAUCCCGGGGCAGGGGCCGGUGCUGCAGUCGGUGCUGGGGACGUUCCUCACCUGGGGGCUGACAGCAGCUGGCUCAGCGCUGGUGUUUGUGUUUUCCAGCGGCCAGAGGCAGAUCCUGGAUGGCAGCUUGGGCUUUGCUGCAGGGGUCAUGCUGGCUGCUUCCUACUGGUCCCUGCUGGCCCCAGCCAUCGACAUGGCCGAGGACUCGGGCAGCUUUGGAGCCUUUGCCUUCCUCCCUGUGGCUUUGGGCUUUGUCCUGGGAGCAGCUUUUGUGUACUUGGCCGACCUGCUCAUCCCAGCACUGGGUUUCAGUGGAUCCCCCCACGCAGCCUUUGCCUUGAGCUGCGACCAACGAGCUGGGAAAGAAAAACACGAGCACGAGUCUGCCCAUCAGCUGGACUGCAGGAGCGAGCUGUCCAUCAGGAUAGGUAGAGCUGGGCUCCAUCCAGACAAAGGAGAGAAUGGGGAGCCCUACCAGAGGAGGAAGGGCACAGGGGCCAACCUGCCAGAGAGCCCCUUGGCCUUCCCUGCAGCCAGAGACACGGCGCCACCACCCAGCAGCAGCAGCUGGAGGAGGAUUUUGCUGAUGAUCCUGGCCAUCACCAUCCACAACAUCCCAGAGGGGCUGGCAGUGGGAGUUGGAUUUGGGGCUGUUGGAAAAUCUGCAUCUGCCACGUUCCAGAGCGCCAGGAACUUAGCCAUUGGGAUUGGGAUUCAGAACUUCCCCGAGGGCCUGGCUGUCAGCCUCCCGCUGCGAGGAGCAGGAUUCUCCCCCUGGAGAGCCUUCUGGUACGGGCAGCUGAGCGGGAUGGUGGAGCCCUUGGCCGGCGUCGUCGGAGCCUUCGCCGUGGUGCUGGCUGAGCCUCUGCUGCCCUAUGCCUUGGGCUUUGCUGCUGGAGCCAUGGUCUACGUGGUGAUGGAUGAUAUCAUCCCUGAGGCACAGACCAGUGGCAAUGGGAAGUUGGCCUCCUGGACCUCCAUACUGGGCUUUGUGGUGAUGAUGUCCCUGGAUGUUGGGCUGGGGUAGGGCAGCAGGGCUGCUGCUCAGGACACGCCGGAGCCGUCAGUGCAGCGUUUGCAGCUGGACUCACCCUCUCCUCUGGACUUCCUUAUGUAUAUAUGGGGGAGGGUUUGGAUCUGGUUUGGUGUUGAUCUGCUAUGAUUUUAUAUCUCUUCCUCCCCUCCAAUGGCUUCCAAAGCAGCAGGAGGGGUGGUUGCUCACAGGUCCUGGUUCCCUUUCACCACCAGAUCCUCUGUUCCUCUCGGGAGGCUGCUGGACGACGCCUCGGCCACGCUGCAGCUCACCCUCUCCUUUCCCCUCCUGGGCUGGCUUCUCUCACUCAGCUCCCUCUCAGUUCCUUAGAACAUGACAAGUGCAUUGUUGAGGGUGGGCUGUGGUUAAGUACCCAGGAGCUGGGUGGAGGAACCUCCUUGCAGAGCCUGGGUUUGGUGGGAGGCGUCGGGGCCGUGCUGGUGUGCAGCACCGUGGGAUCACAGGGCUCCUGUCUCCUGCUGGACCUUGGGAAGGGUUUGGGGGGUUUGUUGGGAUGGAUGCAAACAGCCCAGCCAAAUAAACAUGACUUCUCUUGGGAUCUGUGUAAGAAGGGAAUGGCAUUUCUUCCUGAGCAGGGCAUUGAGCCAAUGCACUGUCCAACCCCCCAGUAGCAGGAUCUUGCUGUUUUCCAGCAUGUUCUGCCUGAAAAGGCAAAGUGUGGGCACCCCUCUUGCUGAUGUGUACAGCAGGGCCCCAUUCUGUGUGGGCCCAGAGGCUCAGCCCUCCCUGAGGGGGCAGUUUGGCCUUUUCCUGCUCACACCUCACCCUUGAGCAGCGCUGGGAGCUGGGGCAGGGCGUGUGCUGGGAGCUCUGGUUGUGCUGGGAUGAAAUAAUUCAUCAGGGUGAAUGAGUUAUCCUGCUGAAGAGCCACAGACAUGCAUAUGUGUGCUGCCUCUUCACCCACUGCUUUCCAAGCAUCUCCUGUUCCUGAGCAGGCAGGAUUUGGCCCUUUUCAGGCUGAGGAUCGAGUCCUGCCCAUCCCUCCCUGUGCCUGGGACACGCUCCAGCAAGGAGCAGAAUGCCCCAUGGAGGGAUGCUGCAAACCUCCCCUGCCCCUGCACCAAGGGUGCUUCUGCCUGCAGGGAAAAGGGGGUUGGCAGACCCUUCAGUGGGAAUAUCUGGAUCUCUUGGCUGUGCCAGAGGCCCUCUGCAGCCACAGGCUCUGGGGAGAGGGGCUGUGGGUGCUGGGUUGGGUAAAUGCAGCUGGAGCUGUGCUGGUUUGCUUCAUCUCAUUGGGGUUUUGGUUGGAUCUCAUUUGUACUUCAUUUGUGUGUCACUGGAUGAGGCAGAAGUGCAGUUUGCCAAUGGAUUUGACCUUUGAACUGUGAUUGGUUUCAA
Colius striatus (speckled mousebird) is the source of this 2498-nucleotide messenger RNA. It is a transcript of the gene SLC39A11, whose product is annotated as solute carrier family 39 member 11. The coding region runs from base 105 to 1133 and encodes 342 amino acids. Gene Ontology annotation, molecular function: zinc ion transmembrane transporter activity. NCBI's taxonomy places the organism in Eukaryota, Metazoa, Chordata, Aves, Coliiformes, Coliidae. The transcript is spliced from 10 exons. Gene Ontology annotation, biological process: zinc ion transmembrane transport. Gene Ontology annotation, cellular component: membrane. The record is from RefSeq and is a predicted model, not a curated record.